AUGAUUGACAGCUGGGGACAGCACAGGCCCGGGACCCCACAGGCUGGGACCAAUGGGCUGCCAAAGUAUUCAUACUGGCUGGACAUCUGGCUCUUUGUGCUCUUGGACAUGGUGCUGUUCCUCUUUGUGUACCUCUUGCCCUGA
Urocitellus parryii (Arctic ground squirrel) is the source of this 144-nucleotide messenger RNA. The record is from RefSeq and is a predicted model, not a curated record. Lineage: Eukaryota; Metazoa; Chordata; Mammalia; Rodentia; Sciuridae.